Molecule: messenger RNA, 2268 nt
Organism: Dromaius novaehollandiae (emu)
Lineage: Eukaryota; Metazoa; Chordata; Aves; Casuariiformes; Dromaiidae
Gene: TEKT4
Product: tektin 4
Exons: 6
Coding region: 136-1479 (447 amino acids)
Biological process (GO): cilium movement involved in cell motility; cilium assembly
Cellular component (GO): sperm flagellum; microtubule cytoskeleton; nucleus
Source: RefSeq, a predicted model, not a curated record
ACCAGGGGUGGGCGGGUGCCCCUCUGCCUCCUCGGGUUUCCCUUGGCCGAGGGGGACCCGUGUCCUCAUUGGCUGCUGCCGUUGCCGCGGCGACGGGAGGACGCGGCCUGCACUGAGGGAGGCCCCUGGGGAGCCAUGGCGGAGGCCGGGGCGCUGCUGACCAAGGAGCCCGCGCCGCAGGCGGUACCGGCCUCCCAGCUGCCCAUGAAGGCAGCCGAGGUGGCACUGAACACGGGGCCCCACUCCUCCUGCGGCCUGGCCACGGCCGGCUUCCGCACCGCCAAGUACCUGCCGCAGGAGUGGCACGAGCACAACCACGCCCGGGCCCAGGAGGCCUCCGUCGACUGCGAGCAGGCCGAGCGCUGCCGGCUCGAGGCCCGUGGCCUGGCCCAGUGCACCGCCGCCGCGGCCCAGCGCGCCCAGCAGGAGUCCACGGCCGCCCUGGGCCAGCGCCUGCAGGACAUUCACUUCUGGAAGGCCGAGCUGCAGAAGGAGAUAGAGCAGCUCAUCGCCGAGACCGGGCUGCUGGCGGCCCAGAAGGGGCGGCUGGAAAGGGCGCUCGACGCCACUGAGGUGCCCUACGCCAUCGCCACUGACAACCUGCAGUGUCGGGAGAGGCGGCAGCACCCGGACCUGGUUCGCGACCAGGUGGAGAUAGAGUUGCUGAAGGAAGCUGAACUUAUCAGAAAUAUCCAGGAACUUCUGAAGAGAACUUUGAUGCAAGCUGGUAACCAGAUGCGAUUAAAUCGAGAUCACAAAGAGGUUUGUGAAAUGGACUGGUCAGACAAAGUUGAAACGUACAACGUUGACGAUAAAUGUGGACGAUACAGUAACCAGAGUACCAACAUCCAGUUCCAUCCCGGCUCAGUGAAGUUUGAAGAGAGUGCCUCAACACCAGAGACAUGGGCAAAGUUCAGUCAUGACAACAUUUAUAGGGCAGAACGAGAAAAACUGGCUUCUAUCAAUCUUCGUGCCUUGAUUGACAAUAUUCUUCAUGAUGUAUCUGAGGACCUGCGGACGCAGUGUGCUGCUGUUAAUGAGGCUUUUGGCAAGCGCUGUGAGGAGUUGGAAGAGGCAAAACACAAACUAGAGUAUCAUUUGAAAAAUACACUUAAGGAGAUUGGAGAUCAGGAAGCUAACAUUGCUGCUCUCAAACAAGCUAUCAAGGACAAAGAAGCCCCAAUGAAAGUUGCUCAAACAAGGCUGUAUGACAGAUCUUUUAGGCCCAAUGUUGAGCUCUGCAGAGAUCCAGCACAAUUCAGGCUGAUCAGUGAAGCUGAAGAACUAACGGAGUCCGUUGAGUCUUUGAAGAAAAAACUACUAGAAUCUGAACAGUCUCUGAGGAACCUGGAAGACACACGGAUGAAUUUAGAGAAGGAAGUAGCUGUGAAAACAAACAGUAUUUUUAUUGAUAGGCAAAAAUGUAUGGCCCAUCGCACACGCUACCCUGUUGUUCUUAAAUUAGCAGGUUACCAGUAGUAAUCUUUGUACUACACAUGUAAAGUUUGGAAGAAAAGUGUAGUCUAGAAUCUUUCAUAUAAAAUACAUGGAUAAUUAUACAUAGAAAUACUGCAUUUGUUAUUCAUUUCCUUUAUUUGUGUUAAACUGUGUUAGUGCAAUGUGGCUGGCUUUGGGUCUUGCCUUUAAAAGUUCAUUCCACUGGGUGCAGAUGUUUACAGUCAGUUUAAAAGACUGUUUGAAAGGUGAAUUCAUUGCACCUAGAAUUUUAUUUGUAUCUUUAUCAUAUUUGCAUAAUUCACACAGUAUAUAUAUAUUUUUCCCUGUAAUGGGCUGGGUUUUUAAUAAUAUGUAUUGUGAAUAAUAAUGACAUAUAGAGAUACGGAUAUUGACAUGGAACAUUUCUAGCUUUCUGGUAUAUUCAGGCAGCCUGAAAUGAGAGCAAUAAAAGUUCUUGCCUGACAGUAGAUCACAUGAUUAGCAAGGAAACAGAGGGUAGACUUUUAAGCUGCUCAAACAUUAUUAGGAAAAAAAUAGUUUGCACAGGUUAGAUGACAAUCUGACUAUUGGCAAAAACACUCCCAGUCCAUGACACCUGCUUAUCUGAUCUAAAAAUGAGUCCAAGGAUUUUUAACUUUCAAAUCAAUUCAGUUUGGUUUUUUUUUCAGAAGAAAAAAACAUAAACAGCUUGUGAAUAGCAAUUAUGCCUUUCAACUUAAGCACUUGGUUAUUGAAUUGAGCUCUUGAUCUGUUCCAGCUCUUCCCUGGAUGCAAGGCAUGUGUUUGAACUAUUACUCAUAAUGGAGAACA